Molecule: messenger RNA, 4472 nt
Organism: Photinus pyralis (common eastern firefly)
Lineage: Eukaryota; Metazoa; Arthropoda; Insecta; Coleoptera; Lampyridae
Exons: 3
Coding region: 438-4472 (1344 amino acids)
Source: RefSeq, a predicted model, not a curated record
ACGUACAAGAACCGAUUAUACAACGUAGGGGUUCAUUCGUACCACCCAUAUCGAGCCGACUGCAAUUCAAAUUCAAAAGUGCCGCUAAACGUGCAUCGUUUCGACUUGAAAGGGAGAUGGCUCUGCUCGUAGUGUUUCCCAGGUAAGUAUAGGGUAAGUCAACGUUUUCAGUGUCGGCUUGAUAGAUCCCUAGGAUCAUUACAAACUACGAAGAUUUUUUGCCCUAUGAACUAACCGCCCUAAAGUAUCUCAUGUGUUUUUACUGUCACAUCCCUGAGCUAACUGGCGGGUUUUGAGAAACAGCGAUGACAUCUUAACUCACGUCACAAGGUGUGCGUUGGUUAGGUUGGAAACAAUUAAUUAGACGUCACUUUAAAGUCACCAAAUUCCAGUUCGAAGAAAAUCAAAAUUAUCAGUGCAUUUUACAAACACCCAAGAUGGACAAUAAAGAUGACAAAUUUUGGAUGUCGAUGAUCAGGAAACAUGAAAACCGUACAUGCGAGUUGGAAGAGCAGCAGUGUAAUCUUGAACAACGAUUACUAAACCUGAAAAGAAGAAUAAGUUCAAGCCACAAUGACAUCUGCAGCUGUUGCUCGGAAUUAUUUGAACCAACCCCCUCAUCGAGCAGAGUAAGGACAAACGCUCCACCAGUUGCAACUCCUAAAGUCGAAGAGUGCAACGAUUUAUCCAUCUCCCUUAACUCGAUGGACAUGCAGUAUAUUUCCACCCUUUACGAGCUAAUAGAUCGAGAGAAGAAGUUAAAGCAGCAAGUGCACAAGAUGGAAACGCGCGAACAGGCUCUUUUGAGUAGCCUAAAACUUACAAACCAAACGUGUGAAAGUAGAAGUAGAAAUUGUGGGGUAAACGACGAAAGCGGGAGAGCUAUCAGUAAUCUCCAAGAAGAAAAUGCUCGGAUAGCCGGCGAGCUUGAAGAUGUAAAGUUGGAAUUAAAGCACUGCAUGGAGAAGUAUCACGGCCCGAUGACGCGGACGCUGGAGCAAGAAAGGCGACGAUCGCAGCAGCUGGAGAACGACCUUAAGGCGACCGCCGAGGAAAUGUCUACGAAAGAGUGCUGCUAUCGCGAGGACAUGUGCUGCCUCAAAUCUCAAAUGGAGGAACUAGCCCAAAGUCUAGCGGAGGUAACGCAGCAGAACGAAAAUUUGCAGCGCCAGUUGUGUUCGAUGGGUCGAAAGUAUAAGGACCUUCAGCGCGACCUCAUCAGUCAAAAAAUCAACGAGGCCCGCACGUUGGAGCGAUUAAACGAGCUCCUCUCCGAGAAGGAGCGCACCGUGGUCCGCGAGCGGCGGUUCAAGACCCAGGAGACCCAGCUGGAUCCGCAGAGCGUUCCCCAGAGGGAGGAGAAAGGUAAAGCCGACGUGCCUCCGCCGCGACUCGAGCAUAACCUCUACGCGAUUGCAAGAAGCUUGAGCAGAAGCUUGCUGAAUAUUAAUCAGUGUGAUAUUUGCAGAGAGUCCGUGCCCGAAGAUUUGAAGGCUACAAUUACCGGCAUUAAAGUUAUUACCGAUAUCGUCGACCGAAACAGCACGAGAAAUGACGCGACCAAAUCUAACGACGGAAAACCACCCGAUAACGGACCUGGAGGUGGCAAAUUUCCGCUGCCACCUCGUCAGCGCGACGAUCCAGCCAGCGAUUUCAUUGGCAAGACUGAUGACGACGGAUAUGGGGGAGAUAGCGGAAGAAGCGAUGGAGGAAACGACGAUCUUACGGAUGCGACCGAUUUGCCGGCCGAGGACGAAGUGGCCGUUGUACAAAUGAACGAGGACAUUCGCGUACUGACCGAGGUGGAGGCGUCAGGUGACUUGCAAGUGCAGGUGGACACAUUCGUUGAGGUGAGCGAUGACGUUGGGGACGACCUCCACGUGACCACCACGGUUACAAGUUCGGGCAUGCUGGAGGUCGUAACCGAGGGACCGGCCGGUAUUAUAGAGACGAUAAUGUUGCGAACUCCGUCUGGGAAUCUCGAGGUCGUGACCGAAAUAAUGGACUAUCCCGAAAACUUGGCGAUUGCGGAGUCGGGCGACACGUCUCAGGAUCUGGACACGAACGUGAUCGAGGAUGUGGGGGCGGAAUUGGAGCGCGCCGGAGAUUUUGCCGAUUCGGUUUGUCAGUCCACGGAGGAAGAGGAGUUCUUUUCGGCGCACAUUUUCGGUGAUGGUGAGACGCAAAUCGCUGAUGGUAUCGAGGAAAGUGGACUGUUGGAGGAUGGCGUAUUGGCGCCAAUAAUGGAGGUUGAAGGUGAGACGCCUUUGGAUGAGGUGGAUGAGGCGGGACCAGACGAAAGCGAUAAGGUGCCUAUGAAUGAAUUCGUCAGUAGCGGACCGAUCAGAUAUGUCAUAAGUGACACGACAGACAUUGACAGGUCAAAAUCGGGCCGUAAAGAACACCGAAAGAAAUUUAUGUCCAAAAUUCCAGUAUCGGCAAGCUUUCCGUACAAGGGACCGGUAUGUAACUGUGGCAAGUGCGGCUGCGUCGAAUGCUUCGGCAGAAUCCUCGCAGAACCGCACGGCGAACGCGGCCUCGACGAAAAACCCGACUCUCUGGCGACGGGCAAGGUUUGCAAUUUACCCGACGAGGUCAGCCUGUUAACGUACACCUCGGUGGCAAGUGCUCGACCGACGAAGCCCCACCCUCCGGACUGCGACUGUGUCGAUUGCUUGUGCGAUCCUUGCGCCUCCUUUCCCUCCGACUAUGCGACCAGAAUUCACCCGCCCGAUUGCGAUUGCAUCGACUGCCUUUGCGGCGAGUUUCCGUGCGCACCUCGUUGCGCAGAACCGAAACCGACGGCCCCUGCCGAAGAAAUUAAAAGUAUAUUUAGCGAGAAGGUUGUGAGGGAGCCAAUAAGCGAAAGUUUGGCAACUCCAACAGAGCCAAGCGAGCGAUCGGCACCAGUAAAAGAGACCCUCCCAGACGAAAGAGCGAAAAAUGUGGAUGACAAUGCGCCAGACAUAGCACCGUUACCAAUAAAGGAGGUGGAUCCGGUAGAAAGAUCGGUACCGGCAAAAGCUUUGGAACCGGUACCAAUAACGGAAUUACCUCCGGUAGAAAGACCGGUACCGGCAAAAACUUUUGAACCGGUACCAAUAAAGGAGAUACCUCCGGAAGAAAGACCGGUACCAGCAAACGCUUUGGAACCGGUACCAAUAAAGGAGAUACCUCUGGUAGAAAGAUCGGUACCGGCAAAAGCUUUGGAACCGCUACUAAUACAGGAGAAACCUCCGGUAGAAAGACCGGUACCAGCGAAAGCUUUGGAACCGGUAUCAGCAGUGAACGAAAAUUCCUCCCCUGUGAAACAACCUCAAGGAGAAGGUGAAAAAUUAAACCACAAGGCAGGUUGCGAGUGCGAUUUGUGCCGUUGCUGCAAUUGCGGCGAGGUUCCCCAACAGCUGAUUGCACCUAAAAAAUGCGAAAGCGCGUGCGAUACCGGUCACCGCUCCAACUGCAGCUGCAUCGACUGCCUCCUGUCGUGCGGGUUUCCAAACAAAACGAAGGAGAUGCCCAAAGCAGAAGGAGAAACGCUGAGUGACGGAGGCGUUUGCGAUUGUGUCACCUGCCAAGCACCGUGCGCGUCUCCCACGUGCUCGCAGAUCCAGGAAGCGGCGGUGGCCGACUUACAGGUUUGUCUGGAUCAGAUCAAGUGCGCGUGCCUUAACGCCGAAGCCUCAGCAUGUUGCGCGGAAAGCCAGUCGGGGCAGAAUCUACUGACGACGUUAAGGGGGAUCAUGGCGAACCUGCAGGCGAUGUGUACCGCCGAAAAUAUGGCGAACUUUGUGAAUGAGUUGAGAGCGAAAGCGAACAGUAUCCUUUUUAGUCAGAUGCUUCCCAAGGUGGCCCCAUCGCUUAAUUUGGACCAGACGCAGGAUGACAUCUACAGCUGCGCAUGCAAGGGGGAAAAGACGGACAAAAGCGGGGCGUACCUUCGCAACCCGUGCACUUGUGGUAGCGACAGUUGCUAUUGUUUCGACCAAGACCAAGAAGGGAGCUGCUGCUCCCAGAACUGCGAAGGAGGUUCCAUCAUAUCGAAAAUUUCGAACGAGUCCUUGUGCAGUUGCACCAGCUACGCCGAACCCCAGCUCGUUUGCAGGCAAAACGCACCGAGUCCUCCAACAUCCGAUCCAGUCGAAAUUACAGAGGUGAAGAAGGUGUCAUCUGAUGGCCUUUUGAUCAAAUGGACACCGCCCUCUUGUCAAGAGGUAACCGGUUACGAGGUCGUCGUCGACGGUAAACUGAAAUCGAAGGUUCGCAGUGCCUUUAGGACGUCAGCGAUCAUUUACUCUCUCGCUAGUGGCUCUUUAAACCUGAAAGUAUACAUAGCUGUGAUCGAGGAGCUGACGUCUGUCUCUGAUGAAGAUGUCACAUCAGUGACAGACCCCAUGCUCGACUCACCUCUAUCUAGAGUUCGCCUGCAAUCAAGCGCCAUAGCCGAUCGGAACCUGACAGGGUCCUCGCCGUGA